Molecule: messenger RNA, 2998 nt
Organism: Peromyscus leucopus (white-footed mouse)
Lineage: Eukaryota; Metazoa; Chordata; Mammalia; Rodentia; Cricetidae
Gene: Prkrip1
Product: PRKR interacting protein 1
Exons: 6
Coding region: 74-634 (186 amino acids)
Biological process (GO): negative regulation of protein kinase activity
Cellular component (GO): nucleolus
Molecular function (GO): protein kinase binding; double-stranded RNA binding; protein kinase inhibitor activity
Source: RefSeq, a predicted model, not a curated record
GCGCCCUUCUGUCGUCAUCAAGACGGGCGGCCGGCGGCGGCGGCGGCGCUUGCGAGGAAGUUAGGAAGCCGCUAUGGCGAGCCCUGCCGCCGCCUCUGUGAGGCCGCCCAGGCCCAAGAAAGAGCCGCAGACUCUUGUCAUCCCCAAGAAUGCGGCCGAGGAGCAGAAGCUCAAGCUGGAGCGGCUCAUGAAGAACCCGGACAAAGCAGUUCCAAUUCCAGAGAAGAUGAAUGAAUGGGCUCCUCGGCCUCCUCCAGAAUUUGUCCGAGAUGUCAUGGGUUCCAGUGCCGGGGCUGGCAGUGGAGAGUUCCACGUGUACAGGCACCUGCGGCGGAGAGAGUACCAGCGGCAGGACUACAUGGACGCCAUGGCUGAGAAGCAAAAACUGGAUGCAGAGUUCCAGAAGAGACUAGAAAAGAAUAAAAUUGCUGCCGAGGAGCAGACUGCAAAGCGCCGGAAAAAGCGCCAGAAGUUGAAAGAGAAGAAGUUAAUGGCGAAGAAAAUGAAACUUGAACAGAAGAGACAGAAGGAAGAACCCAGUCAGAGCCAGGAACAGCGUGCCAGCAGCUCUGAGGAUGCGUCUGGGACAGAGGAGGAGGAGGAAGAGGAGCCCAGCAUCAUCAUGGGGCGAUGAGGAUGUGAGCCCAGCUCAUUCUCUGACCAGCUUCCGGAAGGAAAGGAGCCCAGCUGCCAGACUGGCUGGGUUGGGAGACGACAGGAGCCUCCUGCAUCCCUGCUUGCCUAGGGAGCCGAGGGGGCAUCCCCUAGACAUUUGCAGACUGCGUCCUGCCCUGCUCUUGCUGAGGGGGAUGCCUCACCUUCCCCUGGUGCUUGUGCCCUGCUUGAACAGCGACGAGCUCGGGCUGGUUUCUGCGAAGGGAAUUUUAUUUAGUAAAGAGCGGAAAACCUAUAGGUUUUGUCCAUAUACGCGGGAUGUUCAUUACCAAAGCCUCAGAGGAACCAUGAAAUGACGCAGAGACUGAAAUUUGGCAGGUCCUCUUUUGCAGACCUCCUUCCAGACCUGCCCAGGCACAUGGUCUUCGCUCUUGGAAAGGCCUGCACUUCGGGUGCCCAGCCCUGUCCCUUUAUGGACAGCAGGCUUUGUUGCUGGAGACCUGUGCCUGCCCAGCUGCUCUCAAAACGUGUAUGAGCCGACCAGGGCCUCAGUAGGAGGCUGGGCAGAAGGAGAGGCUCCAGGAAAACAACGGGAGAUGGAGGAAAGCAGGGAGUGACCAGAGAGACCUGGGGGACAGACAGGUACUGGCCAGAAGCCUUCCUCCCAUCCUUAAGUCAGAGGAGAUCUAAGCGAGAAGGGCCCGAGAGGGCGGACCUCCUAGGGGUGGGAAACACUCCCGUCACCAGGAUUUGGAGGCAGCCAGUCCUCCCUCCAAGUGUCCUUGAGUUACUGUGGUCCCGACCUGCUGUGAGUACAACCAACAGCCGCAGAGUAGAGGACCAGGCAUCGUGCCAGGAAGAAGGGGGGUGACCCAGAACCGCCUUGGUCCUCAGAACCAUCUGGCCAGUGGGGUGGCAGACAGUUUCUAGCAGAGCCCUGAGUCUGUGUCUGAAGUGUCUCCAGUUCCCAAGUGUGUCAUGUGCUGUCCAUGGGUGUUAGCACUGUGAGUGAAAGGGACGCUAAGAAUGUCCUCUCCUUUGUGAUUGUGUGUUGCUGUUCUUUGUACUAUGCUUUGAUGGUGUUUACUCCAUUCUAGCCCAUUCCACCAGGAAAAGCCCGCUUCCCAGCACACGCCUCUCCUGCUUUCAUGUCUUGUUUGGGUGUGGCGUGCUGACUUUCAUUAGUUGCCUGAGUGAGCUUAGGUGGUGGGUUGUUACCAAAACAUGGGAGCCUUCCCAGGGGCUAUGCCUCUGAAGGAAAUGACUCUCUCUCCCCUCUUUACUUCUGUAGCACAGGUUCCAUGGUCCCACUCCGAGCCAUCCGUGAUAACCCCUGUCCCUGGAGCAGUUGACGUCACACGGGAUGGAUCUUCAUGUGUGUCAGGACUGGCCUGGUGGUUCUGUGCUUUGCUUUUAAUUCUCCUUUACCCGCCUGUGUCAGGGCUCUUGCGUUGAACCUGCAGCCAGACCACGGGCUUUUGCUCUGCCGCAUGAGGGCUGCUGAGGAGUAGGGAGGGGUCUAAAAGCCCUUCUCUCGGCUGCCUCCGAGCCGGGACAAGUCCCUUCCUGCCCUGCCCGUUCGCCCGGCCUAGAGCUGCACUCCGCACAUGUGUCCGGCGGUGGCGGCAGCGGCUCCUCGGGAAUGACUAAACACAAGGACUGCAGCUGACUGCUGCUGGGGAGGAGGGAGCAUCUGGAGGCCUUCUGCUAAGGGUUAUCAGUUCUCCGGGUUAGCUGACUCGGUCUGUCUUCACUGUCGUCUGUGGGGAAGUGGAGCAGUUAGGUGGCGUCACUGAGGCGGUGGCUGGUACUGCCAGCUGCCCCCAAAGCCACAAAGAGGAGGGUUGUGCCAUUAUGUGCUUGUUGAGGGUUCGCAGGUGGAGAGAAUCCUGUCAGCGAACCCCAGGCCGCAUAUAGCAGAAGUGUCUCAGGAAGCUUGCAGAGUGUGGCCAUCUUACCCCAAACACACCUAGUCUCUCCUGCCCUCGGAAGCUAAGCACGCUUGUCUCUGAGGAUCCUGAUUUACCUACAAGGCAGGCCUUUUUCAUUCACUCUCUUGACAGACAAUGUGCUAAGACAAUGUGCUAAGCACUUUGUGUGACAGCCUGGUCAUUUAGAGUAGAAUGUUCUUUACCCUUCCAUUAGAUUUCUCAUGAAUUUCCCAAAUAAGCUUUCUCUUGUUGCAAAUGGGGGGCUGGGGUUGACCAGUCAGUGUGACUCGGAUCAUUGUGAUGUGCUGUCCUGGGAAGAGCUGUCUGGUUCUUCAGCGGGGAGGGUGCCUGGGACUGCCAGGGCUGAGGAUGGACAGCCCUCCUGUCACGAGCUGUGGCACAUGGUGCCUGGGUGAGUGAAGACUGCUCCAUAAAAGAUUGCUUUUUUGUGU